CUGCUUCUGAAAUGCAAGUUGACGUACCUGGAAAUAACAAAGGAGACCAUGGCUGUUUUGAAGAUGGCGAAAAGUGCUUCCUGAGAGUCACCGGCAUGACCUGUUCAUCAUGUGUUUCUGCAAUAGAAAAGGAGCUGUUCAAGGUCAAAGGAGUAAAGUUUGCUCUGGUUGCCCUGUUGGCUCAGAAGGCAGAAGUCCGGUAUGACCCAGCUCUCGUCCAACCUAAUCAACUGGCAGAGAGGAUCACUGACAUGGGAUUUGAAGCAUCGGUUCUUGAGGAAUCGCACAUUCUCCACGGUGAUGCUGAAUUUGUGAUACGUGGCAUGACCUGUGCCUCGUGCGUUCAUGCCAUCGAGACCAAUGUCUGCAAGCUUCCCGGAGUGGCCAGUGCGUCGGUCAGUCUAGCGACACAGAAGGGAAGGUUCUUCUUCGACCCUGAGCGGACAGGACCCCGUCAGAUCUUGGAACGAAUCAAGGAUUUGGGCUUCGAGGCACAUCCAUUUACGGACCACAAGAUGGAUGCGAGCUACUUGAGUCAGAAGGAGGAAGUUAAAAAGUGGAGAAGAUCCUUCCUGCUUUGCGUUUUGUUUGGUGUGCCGUCCAUGCUGCUCAUGAUGUACUACAUGAUCCGGCGAAUGGUUUACAAGCAUGACGACUGCUGUAUAUUUCCAGGGCUUUCAGCUGAAAACUUUUUCCUUUUUCUAUUAGCCACCGUAGUCCAGUUUGUCGGCGGCCGUUACUUCUAUGUGCAAGCUUGGAAGGCUGUUUCCCACAAGGUCGCCAACAUGGAUGUGCUCAUCACUCUGGCAACAAGCAUCUCUUAUUUCUACAGUGUCGUUAUUGUUGUGUACUUUAUGAUUGAUGGUGCGGACCACAGCCCAAAGACGUUCUUUGAAACACCGCCCAUGCUGCUAACUUUCAUAUCGCUUGGACGUUGGCUUGAGCACAUUGCCAAGGGAAAGACCUCAGCUGCACUUGCCAAGCUGAUUUCACUGCAAGCCACGGAGGCAGUUCUUGUGGACGUGGAUAAACAGAUGAACAUCACUGCGGAGCAAAACAUCAGUGUAGAAUUGGUCCAAAGAGGAGACGUGUUGAAGGUUAUGCCUGGAGCAAAGAUACCAGUGGACGGAAGGGUCUGCAUGGGUCACUCAGUUGUCGACGAGGCACUCAUCACAGGCGAAUCCAUGCCUGUGCCCAAGAAGGUUGGUGACCAGGUCAUCGGCGGCUCUAUGAACGGCAAGGGUGUCCUUCUAAUCAUUGCCACCCACGUUGGCAAGGACAUGGCACUCUCACAGAUUGUACGGCUUGUUGAAGAGGCCCAGACAUCUAAGGCUCCAAUUCAGCAGCUGGCAGACAAAAUAGCUGGUUACUUUGUUCCUGGUGUAGUGCUGGUCUCGCUGCUGACUUUGUUUGCUUGGGUCUUAAUUGGAUUUCACAAUGUGGAGUACGUCACACGAUUCUACAAGAGACAGCGAUAUCACGACUCGGACGCCGAGCUCAUCUGCCAGUUUGCGUUCCAAUGCGCCUUGACUGUGCUGUCCAUCGCAUGCCCUUGCUCGCUUGGCCUCGCAACACCCACAGCUGUCAUGGUUGGGACAGGUGUUGGUGCAUCCAAUGGAAUUCUGAUCAAAGGAGGAGAGCCACUUGAAAUUCUCCACAAGGUCAAUUGUGUGGUGUUUGACAAAACGGGCACCCUCACCAAUGGUGUGCCAGUGCUAACGCGCAUGACACUGCUGGUUGAAAGCAAGGUGUGCUCUCUUGCCAAGCUGCUUUUCCUGGCUGGAACAGCCGAGGCCAACAGUGAGCAUCCCAUUGGAGCUGCCAUCACCAAGUUUGUCAAAGAGACAUUAAAGAUUGACACCCUUGGGAAGUGCGAGGACUUUGGGGCUGUUCCUGGUUGUGGCCUGCGGUGCCGCAUUUCUGGAGUGGAUGCUUCGCUAAGCAACAUUGCAGAUUUGGAGCGCCUUGUCACUGACACCAAGCACCCUCGCAGCAGCUAUGUGGCUUCCUCAGAUGACGUGGUGAUUGACCGGUGGAUACUACCAGCCCAUAUACGGGGUGACACCUUGCUCAGUCCACCCCAGGACCGGUUGGUUGACGUGCCAAACCCUCAAGAACGCUCGUCCAUCCAUGUUGGCAGCAGCACUGUUCUCAUCGGCAACCGGGAAUGGAUGCAUCGCAAUGGCAUUGCAGUUGACAUCGAAGUGAGCAAACUCAUGGAGCAGCACGAAGAGAAGGGCCAAACAGCAGUGCUCUGUGCCAUCGAUGGAGUGCUGGUCUGCAUGCUGGCCGUUGCUGACACUGUCAAGCCUGAAGCCAACUUGACAGUUUACACAUUGAAGAAAAUGGGCCACGAUGUUAUUCUCCUCACAGGCGACAACAAGCGCACUGCAGCUUCAAUAGCUCGUCAGGUUGGAAUCAAACAUGUCUAUUCGGAAGUGCUCCCGUCACAUAAGGUGAUGAUGAUCCGAAGGCUUCAAGAGCAGGGACGACGUGUUGCCAUGGUGGGAGACGGCAUCAACGACUCCCCAGCCCUGGCUCAAGCUGACAUUGGCAUUGCCAUUGCUAAUGGCACCGACGUUGCAGUUGAGGCUGCCGAUGUUGUCCUUGUUCGUAAUGACCUCCUUGAUGUUGUCGGUGCCAUAGCCCUCUCCAGAGUUACUGUAAAAAAGAUACGCCUCAAUUUUUUCUUUGCCACUGUCUACAACCUUGUUGGAAUUCCACUGGCAGCUGGUGUUUUCAUGCCCUAUGGUCUCGUCCUCAAGCCUUGGAUGGGAUCUCUAGCCAUGGCCAUGUCAAGUGUCUCAGUAGUUUCGUUUUCACUCAUGCUCAAGCUGUAAGUUGCUGCGGCAUCACAUGGCUUACCUUAUCAGGGUCAUUUUUAAAUUUAACUCUUGGAAGCGUGUUGUGUAUGUGAUUACUACAAGCAGAGUUUUGCACACCUUACAGGAGACCAACUGGAGAUACUA
Messenger RNA from Rhipicephalus sanguineus (brown dog tick), 2969 nucleotides. RefSeq names its product copper-transporting ATPase 1-like (gene ATP7). NCBI's taxonomy places the organism in Eukaryota, Metazoa, Arthropoda, Arachnida, Ixodida, Ixodidae. Gene Ontology annotation, molecular function: ATP binding; P-type divalent copper transporter activity; ATP hydrolysis activity. Gene Ontology annotation, biological process: monoatomic cation transport; copper ion homeostasis. Gene Ontology annotation, cellular component: perinuclear region of cytoplasm; membrane; trans-Golgi network. The record is from RefSeq and is a predicted model, not a curated record.